This is a messenger RNA of Eurytemora carolleeae, 2564 nucleotides long. RefSeq lists its product as uncharacterized. NCBI's taxonomy places the organism in Eukaryota, Metazoa, Arthropoda, Copepoda, Calanoida, Temoridae. Gene Ontology annotation, cellular component: cytoplasm. The transcript is spliced from 24 exons. Gene Ontology annotation, molecular function: protein binding. Bases 135 to 1658 code for a protein of 507 amino acids. The record is from RefSeq and is a predicted model, not a curated record.
ACGAAGAAGACGAUGAGUUUGAAGAUGAAAAUAGAGAAGAAGACGACAUUGCGGAAGAAGACGACAAUGUAGAAGAAGACGACAAUGUGGAAGACGCUAUUUUCCAGCAAGAACUUAGAGAGUUUUCUAAGCACAUGAAUCUGAACUUGAAGCGAGAUAGCAAAUCAGACCUUGACUUUCUGACAAGUUUUUACAGUCUUGUUAAACUCAUUCAGAUUCUUGGGACAGAUGAGGGGGAUAGUUACAUUUUGAAAUUAUCCAAGGUUUCUAAGAAACUAAAAGAUCACAGCAAGGACAAAAGAGAUGGAACAUGGACCUUGUCAAUAAAAGAGAAGAAGCUGGGUGCUGAGCUUGUACAGGAAUGCAUCAACACCCUAAUGAAUAGGAACAGCAAGGAUGCUCUCAACCUGGCAGAGGAGGCCAAGAAGAGGGCAGAGAAGGAGUUCCAGGGGAUUGGAGAUAACUGGAAGGAUCGACUUGUUAGUUUACGUCUUCUUAUAUUUGCAGACACCUUCAUUCUUUCAUUUGACAAGGAGAGAAAUGUUUUGUUACCGCCCCAUCUCUUAUCAGGGGACCAGAAACAACAAGUUUCCACGGAGAUGGAGAAAAACAUCUUUCGGCUUCAGAGCAUAGUUUCCAGGAAAAAGGGUGAUUCCCAAAAAGGAAGAAGAACAAAGACUAGAGAGGUUUUUCUGGAGAGUCCACUUGAUCAACUUUUAAGGUCUGUUUACCCGAUUAUGUCUGAGUGCCGGGGAUUCUCCUCUCCUUCCAGAUUUAUUCAAAAAUAUUCAAGUACAGUGAUGGCGCUAGAUGUAAGAUUUGUUCCUGAAAGAGAAGAAUGCUGUGUCGGAGUACCCCUUGGUAAAUACCUUAUCAGAAAUGCUUGGACUCAGGACAAUAAUGAUGAUAAAGUUGUAGAUUUCCAAUCUGUGUAUGCGUUCAUGUGGAAACAAAAUCAUAUUCUUUGUUUUAGAACAAAGAGAACACUGUUUGAAAAAUCAUUAAAACCCCUCCAGAAUACAGUGUUGAACCUCGAGAUUGUAUUAGACGAAGAAUACGACAUUCAUCAACUCCGGUGUAUAGACGAGGACAAUAAUGAAAUAACAGGAAGGUCCCAGGAGCCUAGUUUUGUUAGAAGGAAUCUAAUGGAUGAGGCUCAAGGUGGACUUAUGGAUGUAGAAACUUAUACAGAUAUUAGUAAGUGUGGACUGUUCUAUCUGGAUUCAGUAUUCGGACUCAAGCUAGAUUCUACUGAUGAGGAGAAUCGAACCCUGCUCCACUAUGCGGCCUGGAUAGGAAAACAAGAUGUUCUGGAGAUACUUCUUAAACUUCAUCCAUCCUUAGCUUUUGCUCAGGAUGAAUAUGGUGAAACUCCCUUGAUGUUGGCUGUAAAGGGGGGAAAAGACUGUAUUUCUUCACUCAAGCUUUUGCUGGUGGAUGUAUCACAGGCGAAAAUAAAUAUACGGAAUAUGUCUGGACAGACAGCACUACAUUUAUCCACCAUAGGCGUUGAGUUCUCCGUCACAGAGGCUUUGAUCAAGGCAGGAGCUAGUGUGGCAAUUAAGGAUAAGAAUGGUCGUCUUCCUGUUGACCUGAUAGACUCAACAAAUUCAAAUAGAAAAACACUGAUCUCUCUUCUCAGAAAAUUUUCAAGAUAGAUCCGACCACUCAUGAUAGGGAAAAUUCUAACAGUUUGUUCGUCCUGUCGAACUUACCAAAAGCAAGUCGAAAUAAGUGAACAUUUGUUCGAAAUUAUCAACAUUGUAAACAGCAUAGUAGGAGUAAAACAUUUCCUAACAUUCUGUUCAUCAUUUUGAACAAAAUGUUCACAAUUUCUAACAAAAUCUUCGUAAUUUCGAACACAAUGUUCAAAAUUAAAUGUUUGUAAUUUAGAAGAAUUCGAAAUUUCCAACAAAUCUACGUAUUUUCGAACAAAACGUUCAAAAUCUAUAAUAAAAUCUACUUAAUUUCGAACAUCAGGUUUAUAAUUUCAAACAAAAUGUUGGUUAUUUUGAAAUAUUUGCGGAAGGUUCGAAAUUUCGGAUCAAAUACUAUUGUUAAAUGCUAAACAUUGGCAUAAACCAUGUAACAAAUUAUAUUAACUAAAUUUAGUUAAAUAAAUAUGUACGCAAGGUUAAAAAGAUAUGUUCCUGUGAUACUUGAUUAAACUGAACUAAUAUAUGAAUAAGUGAAAAAGAUACAAACACAUAAAUUUUAGUUUUUAGAGUAAAUAAAAUUAGUUGUAAUAAUUUUCUUCACUCAUGAAAUCUGACCUAUGUUGCUGUUAAUCCAGCCAAAUAUGACAAAAUUCGAAUAAUUCUAAAAAAUGUUAUAUCACAUUUAACGUUAGUUUAUUAGUUUUAUUUUGAAGUUCAAAUACCAAAAACCAUGCAAAAAUUAAUCAUAUGCAAAAUAGAUUUGUUAUGAUUCUAAUUUUAGUUUGUAUAAAUACUAUUUAUUAACAAAGAACAUUUUCAGCUCACUUUUAAAGGGCCAGACCGGCUAUGUAAGGUAGUUGAACUGAGUAUGCAGUGUUGUGGAAAGCUUCUUUAGGAUUCAUUUGA